GGCAGGCAGGCAGGGAACGCAUUACACACCCUCAGCUGCUGCUCUACUGCGCUACUUUUCGCAGUCGUUCGCGCACCCUCUGAGCGCGAGGGUGGCUGUGAGCUUUAUCUCAAACACAGUAUAUACAGUAUGUACAUAGGAACGUAUAGUACAUAACCAAGAAAAAACUCGACCGAGUGUGGCACAACGUGUUUAGUUUUUUGGAUUCUUUUCCAUUCAGUGCAUCCCCUGGAGCUAGGGCACAUAACGAGAGAAAUUAAUCUCGAACGAAUAAGUGAAAAUCGGAGGCAGAAAUUGCCGAGCUAUUGAAUAAGGAGGAGAAAAGGUGCAGCUCGCAGGUAAUACAGCGACAAACAAUCAUGUGAAUGGACUGGCCGAUGCUGUGGCUGGACGGGGCUUUGGUAACGAGUGCCUGCUAGCAGCGAACAGCAUCGUAGAGAACGUCGUCGAAAUCACGAAUACGUGGCGAGACGUUAAGCAGGCGCUGAGCCUGCUGUGCGUCAAAACAUCGGCCAACGCCGCGGCAGGUAUGCUCGAGGCGCCACCGGGCAGCAGAGAGGAUCUCGUUGAAGCCGCUCGUACGCCUUGUUCGCCAACCGACCUCGACACGAUGCUUUACGGAUACACCAACAGCAUUUACGUGCUGGACCACACGCCCGAGCCCCUCUCGGACAUGGACAUGCUGCAGCUGUUCGCAUCGCCGGCCGGCCGAGCCCUCAUCGGCGGAAGCUCGAGCUCGCGCGCCACCGGCGAGGAUCGUCAGACCAAGCAGAGCCGAUCGUCGACGUCCUCGCUGACGCGCGAGUCUGCCCUGUCGAAGCUCGUGGUCACGGCCGGCCCGUCGAGGGAGCCAGCCGGCAGCUUGAGCAGCCAGGGCAGCAACAACAGCAGCAGCUCGCUGCGCAGCAGGUUCACCCUGGGCAGCGGCAGCGCCAGCGCCCCGGCCUCGCCCCGGCAGCGCAAGAGCAGCACCGAGCUCUACAAGGAGGCCGUCGAGAUUCUCGGCCUGACCUGCACGCUCAGCGACAGUUGCCGCUGCAUCGAUUGCCAGAGCAAUUAUUUCGACUACGAAGACGACUACGGAGACACGAGGACGGAACUGGCGGCGGGCACGCCCGUAUUACUGGACCACGCGUUGACGCAUCCGCUGACCUGUUCCAUUCAGUAGCGACUGAUUUAAACACGCGCAUACGUACCAUACGUAAACGUCGUGCUCAUGAUGUGUCAGUUUCAGCGACGAACAACCGAGAGGGACAAGAGAGAGGUAUAGAGAGAGAGAGAGAGAGAGAUUGGAAAUACAACUGGUUAUGAUGUGAAAGUGACCACCGCGCGCUAUACGAGUGACGGAUGUGCUCUCCACCAAGGAUUAUAUAUGCAUCUUAAUGUUGAAAUGCUUUUCGAGGGCUGUUGAUAUACUUUCAUCUGUUUUAGUUUUAUCGCGAUGCACCAGGCAAAAAUAAAGUGUUAUUAAAUGCUAUGAAGCAGCGCACGAAAAUCUAUUUUUUAUGUCAAAAAUCGGCUUAAUAUAAAUUCAGUAUAUCGCGUCGACGCACACAGCGCGCAGCUUUUGAUUGAAUAUUCAACGCGGAGAUAUAUUGCCUAAAACUCGUUUGAAAUUCCAAUUUGAAAAUUGUUAUACUUCGAUAAAUCGAUGUGUUUCGUUGUACAACUGCAAAUAUCUAUAAUUUGUUACAAAUGGCCUUACCAGCCAUGAUAAAACAAUUCAAAGUGAAUAAAGGAAAGUGUAAAAUAGUAUAUAAGAGUAUAAAUUAAGGAAAAAACAACUUUAUGCAUUAGUGCUCAAGGAUUUUAGAGGGAAAAAUCUUGAAUUCGAUCUGCUUUUGUUUUACAAAAAAAUUGCAAGAAUCAAAAAAGACAACAACCUUUUUUUACCGUUUUUAUGCAAGAUAUUUAUAAAACGUGACGCUAAUGCAUAUUAAUAAGUAUCAUAAUUAUAUUCUGCUCGUUAUAAAAAAUCAUUUCCAUAACUCAUUCUCUGUAAAAUUCACAAAAACAAAUGCAUCAUAUAUACUAUAAAUUAUUGUAAUAAAUGCAGAGUCACUUCUCCUAUCUUAAGAAUCUAUUUCUCCAUCUUGCUAAUAAGCUAUUAUUCUCCAAUAAUAUUUUUUUAAACCAUAAAAAUCUUUCAAUUCGAUUCGACCUUAACCAAUCCUGAUUUUUCACAUUCAGUCAUCGUUUAACAAAGCUUACAAUGAGACACUAUAUUAAUCAUUAUCAGCUUCAUCUUUUUACAGAACAUACGUAGACAAUAGUUUCGACAAAAAAAAUUAUAAUGUUCAAACGUUAAGGUCGUACAACAUCUCAUUUAUAAACAGGAGCUCAUAUAUGUAUCAUCAGCGAUUAUGUGAUUGCGAUCUUGCAAAAAAACAAUUUUGUAUUGAGUGGCUGUCUAUGCAAAAAAAUCUUCGUAUUACACCUAUUUGCAAUUGUAAGUAAUAGAUUUACAUGUGAAAUAAAUACGCAUAUUGAAUUUAAUAAUUUUUACGUAAAAAAGGAAUGAUGAAAAACAAUAAACGAACGAACAGGCCUGUGUAUUGAUUUAGUAAUUGAUGAUCGUGCUGAUUAUCGUUACGCAAAGGUAUGACAUUUAGAAAAAAUCGACUAAAAUUACAAUAAGAAAUGUCUUUUUAAGUAAAUUUUUAUUUGUUACGAAUACUAUACAUAUAUAAAUGAUCAUAUAUGAUAUAUAAUGCUACGUGUACACCUGAAAAUUACCCUAUAGGAUGUCUUUUUGACUAAAAAAUAAAUGAAUAAAUAAAUAAAAGAUGAAAAUUUGAAAUUUGACACGGAAAGGUGAAGCUUAAGUGCCAAAAAGUUUAAAAAGAUAUACUUUAUUAAUAUCAAUACUAUACCGUAUGUAUAACCAUCGCAUAAGAACUUGAUCAAACAAUGGAAGUAUCUAUUUAAUAUCUAUUACGUAUAUGAGAUAAUUAUUAUACACAUGUACUUGCCGAAAAUUUCAAGAUGUUAAAAUUCUAUGUACAUAAAUCUCUGAGAGACUGUGAAACUUUGGCACUUUAAAAACCAUUAGCAUACAUUGCGCGUAUGACAUUAUAUGUAUAUACAUGGCAAUGAUAUUUCUACGGCGUAACAAGCGCGAUGAUAAGGUGUACGACUUAGCUAAGGAAGCUGAAACUGCUCUAAUAUUUCUAGCCUCCUGGCUGAAUGAAAAACUUCUGUUGAGAAACAUCAAGUUGUACGACACGGUUGAUUUAGGAGUUUAAAUGAUGAUGCUUUCAAUUAUACAAAUUCAAAUGAUAUGUUCUGAUGUUAAGUUUGAGAUAAUGUCAUUCGCGUUUCUCUCGUUAUUACUGUUUUUUAAACGACUAAAAGAGAUUUAACAAAAUAUAAUUUGUACAUGUUAAUAAUAUGUAAGUGCUGCGAAUGAACAAAAAUUUGAAUA
Trichogramma pretiosum is the source of this 3424-nucleotide messenger RNA. RefSeq lists its product as uncharacterized. Bases 530 to 1168 code for a protein of 212 amino acids. The transcript is spliced from 6 exons. The record is from RefSeq and is a predicted model, not a curated record. Lineage: Eukaryota; Metazoa; Arthropoda; Insecta; Hymenoptera; Trichogrammatidae.